AUUAAUUAAGAUAUAUAUUUCUCUUCUUUAUUAAAGUAUACAAUGUUUCAAAUUUUUUACAUGAAGUAGACUCGUAAGAAAUGAUGGCGGAGUAAAAAAUGGCAAAAAGUGUGAAUGCUAACGAGUUUUUUCAAACUCGUAGUCCUGAUAAAACUGAAAGAAUUAAAAAAAUGUUUGAAAAAUUAAUUAAGAUAAAUGAAGUGAAUAUCAAAAGCCAGCAACGAGCAGAGGCAGAUCUUACAGAUGCUGAAAAGUUGAAAAUACUUCAAGAUAUUUUUGAGGAGAACCCACGCUUAUUUUUUAUCCGUUUUGGUAAAUGGGUGUCAUUUGAGGAUCUUACUUGCUUUGAUCCAAUGGUAGGAAGUGAGAUGGAAUAUGCCAUUACCACAUUGAGGAAGAGAUUUCAUGCUACAUCCAGUGAUGUCUGUGUAAAAAAUAGACGCUUUGAAGCAUUAAAAAGAUGAAAAAAGUCGAAUUAUUUUAGCGAGGAGGAAAUGCAACAAAGAUGCCCACUCUUGUACAAACAGUAUGUUGGUCAAUAUAUGACAGAAGAGGAACAAUUGAAACAAGAUGAUAUCAGAAUGAAAGAUGAAGUUAGAAUGUCAUCCUUCAUAUUUCAACAGAUUGACCGUGAUUGGUUGAAAAGUAAAGAAGAAGAAGAACAAGAGAUGGAGGAUUGUGUUGAAGAAGAAGAAGAAGAUGAAAGUGAUGAUGGUAUUGAAUAUGAAGGAAGACUUGGAAAUAAAGUUGACACUACAGAACAUGGAUUACCACAGUCAGUAAGUGAAAGGGAUAAACUAAAACUACGAGAGGAAUUCCUAGAAAUUAUGAAACAAAGAUUUCUAGAAGGCCUGGAUGAAGACUUUGAUUACUCAAAGGUUGAUGCCAAUGAGGAAUAUGAUAAUCUAAUAAUACUUGGUCAAGAUGAAGAGGAAAAAUAUUUUGAUGAUGAAGAACCUGUGACAGUCAUUACAGAUGUCACUAUCAAGGAUGGAAUAAAGGAAAGCUGGUCAGCAGACAGUGAUGAUGAUUACUUAAGUGACAAGAUUUUGGAAAAAUGUUGCACAGCACGAUGAAAUACUUACAUAACUGCAAUCUUUGGCAGUCAAUAUUAAAGCCAGGUAAAUAAGAAACUUAUUGAUAAAUUUGUUUUCCAAACAGCAAUUACUUCUUAAAGGAUAUACUACAAAUAUAUUUUAAAUGUCUUUCAUGUCAUGUUAUGACCCCCACUUUAUUGUUCACUGUGCAGAUUUAAUAGAAAUAUAAAAUAUAUUUGACAGGAUAGACCUAAACUUAAUUUGAUGCAGGCGGUAAUUGAACUAGCAUGUUUGGAUCUUCUGGUUCAGGUGUCAACCACUCUUUUGGAAGACAGUUGUAGAUCCAAGGUAAACGAGAGCCAAGAUUUGCUAUUCUGUUUAUCCAUGCUGGUAUAUCUUUUCCACAUAGUAACUGUAAAAAAUAUAAUCAUUGAUUACUUCAAAAAAUCAAUAUACAUUACUUUUUAAGUUACAUACUUGGCAAUUGAUUUUUUGAAAAAUAAACUUCACAGUAACAUAUAAAAUGCAACAUUGUGGGGGAAACUGGAAAAGUCAUGUGAAAUCAACUGUAAAACACUUCUAUGUAUGAUAGACCAGCGUACCUUGGCAAACUCAGAUGAAAAAUGAUUACAGUUUCUUAAAAGAAAGAAGUUUAUUAAGUAACUGUUGAAUUUGUUUA
Xenia sp. Carnegie-2017 is the source of this 1716-nucleotide messenger RNA. Its product is annotated as coiled-coil domain-containing protein 97-like. The record is from RefSeq and is a predicted model, not a curated record. NCBI's taxonomy places the organism in Eukaryota, Metazoa, Cnidaria, Anthozoa, Malacalcyonacea, Xeniidae.